This is a messenger RNA of Alnus glutinosa, 2299 nucleotides long. RefSeq names its product putative leucine-rich repeat receptor-like serine/threonine-protein kinase At2g14440. NCBI's taxonomy places the organism in Eukaryota, Viridiplantae, Streptophyta, Magnoliopsida, Fagales, Betulaceae. The transcript is spliced from 8 exons. The record is from RefSeq and is a predicted model, not a curated record. Gene Ontology annotation, molecular function: protein binding. Bases 265 to 1806 code for a protein of 513 amino acids.
UAACACACCAAACUAAAAGCCGAAAAAACAAAUGCCUCCCUCUGACUCUCUGAGGCUUUGACCUGGCCCUAGUUUUCCCGCGUCACCCCCCUGGUAUACCUUUCUCUUCCCCAACUCCAACCCCCUUCCUAUUCCUUGCUUGCAUCAACCACCAAAGAGGUAGACCCAUUCAACUCCAACACCAAGUCUAACAAAAUUCAAACAAAAACCCAUAUUUCGUCUAAAAUCUGUCUUCUCUCAUUCUCACAUGCCAAUCCCUCAACCAUGUCGCCCCUCCUCGCUCUCCUCGUCCUCUUCAACUUCCUCUCCGUUUCACUCUCCCAGUCCCAAUUCCCCAAAGCUAUUUUGAUUAACUGCGGCGCAAAUACCAAGUCUACAAUCGACGGCCGGGAAUGGCUCUCCGACGAGAAAUUCGUGUCCGGUGGGACCCCCAGGAACCUGACCGCCCCGGUCCUGGUUCCCAUCCUCUCCACCGUCCAAUCGUUCCCUCUCCGCAACAACCUCUACAAGAAGUUCUGCUACGUCGUGCCGGUGUACCGCUCUGCCAAGUACCUGAUCCGGACCACCUACUUUUACGGAGGGAUCAACGGCCAGGAUUCGCCGCCUGUGUUCGAUCAGAUGGUCGACGGGACUCUCUGGAGCGAGGUGAACACCACGGAGGAUUACGCCAACGGCAUGUCCUCGUACUACGAAGGGGUUUUUGCCGCUCAGGGGAAGACCAUGAGCGUCUGUAUCGGGGCGAACACGUAUACGGAUUCGGACCCGUUUAUAUCGGCGUUGGAGUUUCUGAUAGUCGCUGAUUCGCUCUACAAUUCCACGGAUUUCAGCAAGUUUGGUCUCCGCUUGGUUGCAAGGCACGCUUUCGGGUACUCGGGACCGAUCAUUCGGUAUCCUGAUGAUCCAUUUGAUCGGUUUUGGGAGCCACUUGGGGGAAUUUAUUCUACAGUAGCAGGCAACAGAAAUGUAUCUGUUUCUGCUUUCUGGAAUCUUCCUCCUUUAAAGAUAUUUGAGACAGCACUGAUGACUAAUGGAGUACAACCCAUGGAGUGGAAUUGGCCUCCAGUGUCCCUUCCAAAGUCAAACUACUACAUUGCUCUAUACUUUGCAGAUGCUCGUAAUUGGAGCUCAAGGGUAUUUGAUAUAACUAUAAAUAACAUAUCAUAUUUCCGCAGUUUGAAUGUCACUCCAGCUGGUACUUGUGUCUUUGCAACUCAGUGGCCUCUUGCCGGUCCUACAAAGAUAACUUUGACCCCUUCUGUUGGUUCAAACAUUGGUCCCUUGAUAAAUGCCGGAGAGGUUUUUGACUUGCUGGCUCUUGGAGGAAGAACUACUACUCGAGAUGUUAUUGCUUUGAAUAAAGUAAAAGAUGGUCUCAAGAAUCCCCCACUCGAUUGGAAUGGUGAUCCUUGUUUGCCCCGCCAGUACUCAUGGACUGGCAUUAUGUGCUCUGAAGGCCCCCAGAUUCGUGUGAUCACCUUAAACCUGACAAGCAUGGCUCUCUCAGGAUUGCUGUCACCUGGCAUUGCCAAUAUGACAGCAUUGACUCACAUCUGGCUUGGAAAUAACAAUUUGACUGGACAUAUUCCUGAUCUCAGUUCAUUGAAGAGGCUAGAGACAUUGGAUUUGGGAGAUAAUCAGUUCAAUGGAGAAAUUCCCUCAUCACUUGGGAACAUUAACAGCUUGCGUGAACUUUUCUUACAGAACAAUAAUCUGACUGGUCUAGUUCCAAGUAACCUUGAUGGAAAGUCUGGACUGAACCUUAGGAUUUCUCCUGGAAAUAAUUUUUCUUCUCCUCCGCCUUCUUGAGCAAGUACAUCUAUGGACCCAACAAUAAAGGAGAUUCUGGCCAUUCAUCCUUGUAUAGAUAUAUUCCAUUAAAAAAAAAAAAAAAAUCUCACAUUUUGUUUCACAAAUUUUGCUGGAAGUUCUUUAUUGCAAGCUGUCCCACUCUGGAAUUGAAAGCUCUCCCUGCUUUAGACUUCUGUACUUGGGCGGGGACAGCUCUUUGAAGCAAUUUGGAGAGUCCACAAACUGCAUACUCAAAAUGGUUGUUCAUAUUCAGUCAAUCUGCUUCUUUCCUUUUUUUCUUUUCUUUCCUUUUUUUUUUUUUUUGUCAGUUUGGAUCAUGCUUCCAAAAUUUUAUGUGAUUGUCUCCAUGUAGUCAUUUCUUAUUCUUUUAUGUAUAAAUACUUGUAUUUUUUUAUUUUUUUUUCCAUACUGGCUCAUGUUUUUGUACUAAACAAAAGAAAAAAGAUUAUUUGUUCAUGUUUUUGUAAUGUAACAUGGUUUGAUUCUCUUC